GAUACGCAGCAACUUAUGUACGUUUGGAAAGAAUUCAUGGUUGCAUUCUUCUGAUGCCUGAGCUGCACUGCUGGGUAGGUCUUGAUCCACGUUUAGCCAGUUGCCCCGCCAACGGAAAAGUUCCUCAUGAAAAACCCGGGGUAAUGGUAGGACAUCUGCAUAGUACUGCAAAGCGGCUUGUACAGGGUUUCCCAAGCGAGAAACUAGCAAGGCUGGAAGUAGGCACGGGAGGCUCGUAUGAUCCGUCCAAUUUAUGUACCCUUAUAAUAUUAUAACCUGCGAUAUAGCAUGUGAUGCCUUUUUAAAUUGAUUUUCUUUUGUUCUUUAAAAACGAAAAUCUCGUCUCGCGGAAUUUCGAAAGGGGGGUUCCGAUACUUUUUUUCUCUUGAAAUAAAACCCAUUUUCAUAACCCAAAAGGGGGGUUCCAGAACCUGGCUACGCCCCUGUGACAAAAGUUUGCUUUUCUUUUAUUUUCAGACAUCGACAUAAACAAAGAAGGAUUAACCUAUGUCGUGCAUUUGAUAUGAUUGUGUGACUUACUAGAAGAGUGACAAGAGUGGCCAGGCAGCAAAGCCUACAGGUUAUUGCAGGCCUUGGUUGCCUUGUUGAGGCGCGUUCUAUUUUGCAUUUGACAAUGUCUGUUGAUCUCGUCAAACACACUGGAGGAUGCCAUUGUGGUAAAGUUCGGUUUGAGGUGUUAGCCAAGGCUGAGCUCAAAGCCUACGAUUGCAACAGCUGUAGCAUAUGUGUAAAGAAAGGAAUGUUACCUGUUCUUGUUCCAAAGGAGAAUUUUAAAUUAUUAGAGGGAGAGGAGCAUAUCUCAUGUUACACUUUCAACACUCACCAAGCUAAGCACUACUUCUGUACAACAUGUGGAAUCCACCCAUUCUACCAACCUCGCACUAAUCCUAAUGGGCGUGGCAUUUCACUGCAUUGUUUGGAUGAGGGAACAGUGAAGAAAGUCAAUAUUGUUCCUUGUAAUGCCUUAGACUGGAAAAACUGGCAGAAAUACCUUGACGAGAAUCCCAAGGCAAGAAACCUUACUGAGAAUGUGGAAUAGUACAUACAUAGCACAUUAGUAUUCUGAUGGUAGUCUUGUAAAUUAUGAACGGUGCUAUGUGUUCAUCUAUUAAGAUCUAUACACUGUUUAGCUAGCCCUUUUCAUGCUUCUUAACAGUUUCACGACAAAGGAAAUUAUUUGAAUCUGUGGAUACCAGUAUACAUUUUAACUGAGUUAGAGACUUUAAUCAACUUUUAUACUGUAAAGUUGAGUCAUGUUGCUGUCAUGUUUCAGGAUACUUUCAAUGUCCAAGUAGCUUGAAAGCUCUGGAGUUGGUCAAAAUAUUGACCGUUUUCAUGUUACAACUUGAUUGUAUAUGAAGCCUGAGUAACUUAUUAGUGUUUUAGAAAUGGUACUGAUUGCAAACUAAAAUUUGUAAAAUAGUAAGGUGAGCUGGACUUCAAAGAAGCUUAGAUUUCCCCAUCCCAGAUAUUGCACAUUUCUAGAAUUUUUGAUACAUUUUGUCAUUUUAAAACUCAAGAACAGUAUAAUCUAGAGUAGAAAUUGACUUAACGGUUGCGUGAAAAAAAUGAGUAAAACAAGACAGCAGUACUGUUUGCUUGUCUGCUCACCAUUGUUAUGUCGGGGAAGCAAUGGAACACUCUCCCUCCAAAAAACAGUGGAACAGUAGAAAUCAGCAUUCUCCAGUGUGUUUUUAAAAUAAAUUAUUGUAACUUUUAUAGUG
Orbicella faveolata is the source of this 1745-nucleotide messenger RNA. RefSeq names its product centromere protein V-like. Gene Ontology annotation, molecular function: carbon-sulfur lyase activity. The record is from RefSeq and is a predicted model, not a curated record. Lineage: Eukaryota; Metazoa; Cnidaria; Anthozoa; Scleractinia; Merulinidae.